AUGCAAAGGUAAGGAAACUUGAGCAAAAGUUUGAAAGGCUGCUUGUUUUGUGCCUGUGAGCUGAAGGAGAGACUUUGUAGGGGGGCAGGGGGUGCUGUCUGCAUUUGCGAGGUCGAACUGCCAAACGUUUCAUAUUAAAGAUAGCAGUGCAACUCGAAUCAUCUGAACUCUGGGUCCGGUGUCACUGUACGUGUAUGAAAGAACACUGACGGCUAGCUUUCGUUCGGUAAUACUGGAUUGCUCCAGGGCAAUCCUGAGGCUUGAAUUGAGGGGAGGGGAGGAUAAGUUGAAACUAAAGAGAGAGAGAGAGAAAGGAAAGCCUUCUUGUAAAAGAUAACUCUGGAAUUUGCUGCCACAAGCUGCAAAGGCAGCUCCUCACAUGGAUGGCUUUAAAAGGGGACAAGUCCCAUUCAUACAGGAGGAUGAGAGGUCUGCUAGUGGCUAUGAGACUUGAUGGCUAAAGAAUGGAACUUCCAGAUUUAGAGGAAGUCUACCUCCAAAUCCCAGGUGUAGUGGGUGGGGGAAGAAGAAGAAGAAGAAGAAGAAGAAGAAGAAGAAGAAGAAGAAGAAGAAGAAGAAGAAGAAAGAGCAAUUGUUUUCAUGCCCUUCACGUGAGCUAUUGCACUGCUGGAAAUAGAAUGAUCGGCUUAAAGCACCAUCAGUUCAGCAGGGUUCUUUUCUACUUUGUGGUGCAUUUAUCUCAUUUUAGAGCAGCCUCCCUAACCUGUGGCCCUCUAGAUAUGAUUGGACCCAACGCCCUUCAUCCCUAACCAUUAGCCAUACUGUGUGGGGCUGGUGGGAGUUUGGGAGUGCAGCAAUAUCAGGAGGGCAGCAGGUUGAGAAGGCUGGUGCAGACUCUAGACUUACUGGCCUUAUGCCCCCACUGUUUAGAUGACAAUAAUAUGCACAACUUCAAAAUAUUGUAACCCAGCCCUGCUGUAUUUGGGGCUCCUCUUGCUCAGUUUUGCUGAUAGAGUCCUUGGGCAUCUGCCCUAACAUUCUGACCUGAUGGUUCCCCUGGUUCUCUAGUGCCUUUAUGUCCUCCUUUUCUUUUAAUAGAAAGUGCUGGAUCUGGAUGAAGAGGUGCUUUUCUUCAUGGGAUAUUAAAAGCAAUAUUUAACAUUUGUGUGGAUGAAUCACAAUACCUUUUGUUUUUGCAAGUAAAGUGCAACUUUUCUUUUAUUUUUUUUAAUGAUUUAGGCUUGCUACCUUAAAAACACACCCCAAGUUUUUAACAGAUAAUUUUGGCUUUUUAUUCUAAUUUCAAGUUUCUUAUCAUUUGAACUAACUGGGGGCAGAGGAGACUGGAGAGAUGGAAAAGUGCACAUUUAUUCACAGACCUGCGGAGAACAAUAAAGCACUGGGGUGGGGGAUGGGGACAUGUUGUUUCAGAACCUGUUGCCUGAGCCAAGUUGAACUUGGAAAACCCAGUUCUGUGUAUCGCUCAUUGCUCAGAAUGGCGGGGGUUGAAAUCCUUGGACGGCAGCAACGGUGCAGAGAACAGAUGAUUGUGUUGUUGCUCAGGCUUCCUGUUCCUGAUAACACAAUGGACCGGGUUAGCUAAUGAUCAUCUGUCAAUUAGGGGCUCUUUGGUUUGCUAAGCAGUGGGAGCAGAAUGGAGAGGAGCUGGAAAAUACUGACAGGUGGACAUCUGCUGUUGUUUGUUGCCAUCCCAAGACAGGUUUGAACGUGGCUUUCAUUUUGGGACCAUCCCUCCUCUUAACGUAAACUAGCACAAUGUUAAUGUUCUGGAAAAGUGACCAAAAUGUGGAAUGUCAGGACAGGGUAAGGAAAUUGUAGCCCUCCAGAUGUUACUGGGUGGGUGGACUACAGCUCCCAUCAUUCAUGGUUGUAGGCAUGAUGGCUGCCGGGGCUGAUGGGAGAUAUAGUUCAACAACAUCUGGAGGGCCACAGGUUCUCCAUCGAGAAUUGCACAUGUGGUUUCAUGAUUGGUGGCAGAAACUGUCAUGAAGUCCUUGUCUCAAAAUCCCAUUGAAAGGAACCUGGACGAGGGAUAGCUCAAUUGGUAGAGUAAGAGACACUUGAUCUCAAGGUUGUGGGUUUGAGCCCCACCUUGGACAAGAAGAUUCCUGUAUUGCUGGUGGUUGGACUAGAUGACCCUUGUUCUCCCUUCCAACUCUUCGAUUCUAUGAUUCUAUGGAAAGAAGGUCGGGUAAGCACAACAUGAUUGUUCCAAUGGGUCUUGCUUGGGGCACAUUUUCAGCAGGGCUGUGGCCAGAAUUAUUAGGGAUACUGUAAAUAAUCUAUAGGGACGCGGGUGGCGUUGUGGGUUAAACCACAGAGCCUAGGACUUGCCAAUCAGAAGGUCGGCAGUUCGAAUCCCCGUGACGGGGUGAGCUCCCGUUGCUUGGUCCCUGCUCCUGCCAACCUAGCAGUUCGAAAGCACGUCAAAGUGCAAGUAGAUAAAUAGGUACCACUCUGGUGGGAAGGUAAAUGGCGUUUCCAUGCACUGCUCUGGUUCGCCAGAAGCGGCUUAGUCAUGCUGGCCACAUGACCCGGAAGCUGUACGCCGGCUCCCUCGGCCAGUAAAGCGAGAUGAGCACCACAACCCCAGAGUCGGUCACGACUGGACCUAAUGGUCAGGGGUCCCUUUACCUUUACCUAAAUAAUCCAUAAGAGCAUAACAGGAGUCCUGCUGAGCCAGACCAAAAGGUCCACCUAGUGUAGCAUUCAGUUUCUCAAAAUGGCCAAUCUUAAGCUCCUAAGAUGCCCACAAGUAGGGCAAGAAAACAACAGCCCUCUCUAGUUGUUGUUCCCCGGUAGCUGGCAUGCAGAAAUAGAGUGCCUCUGAACAUGACAUUUCCAUGCAACCAUCAAAACUGAGUAGCCAUUGAUAAACUCACCCUCCUGAACCUGCCUAAUACUUUACCCUUAAGAAGAAUCUCAGUCAGCAACCGUCUCUCUCUGUCUUGUGGCAGAGAAUCCCAUACAUUAAUUGCACAUUGUGCAAAGAAGUACAUUCUUAUCGGUCCUGAACCUACUGCCAGUGAAUUUAAUUGGAUGACCCCGAGUUCUAGUAUUAGGAAAGUGGAAGGAGGGGUGGAAGUAAGUCUCUUAUCCACUUUUCCAACACCAUACAUAAUUUGAUAAACCUCAAUCAUGUCCCUCACCAAGAUACUCCCCGCCCAACUGAAAAGCCCCAAAAUGCUUUUGGCUUUUCCUUGCAGGGAAGGUGCUUUAUCCUUCCAAGAUGGAUAUAGGAAACUGCCUGAUGCUGAGUCACACCCCGUGGUCCAUCUUGCUCAGCAUUGUCUACACUGACUGGCAGUGCUUCUCUGGGAUUUCAUGCAGGGGGUCUCCCCUCUUCCUACCUGGAAAUGAUGGGACUUGAACCUGGGACCUUCUUCGUACAAAGCAGGUGCUCUACCAGCUGAGCUACAGCCCUUCCCAUCAUUUUGGUGGACCUUUUCCAGCCUUACAAUAUUCUGUUGGAGGUCUCUGAGUACAAGUUGCUGGAAAUCACAGGAGUGGUUUCCUGUCACUUUCAUGUCCUGCUUUUGGGCUUCUCAUUGGGGCUUCUGGCUGGCCACUGUGAGAGCAAGAUGCUGAACUUGAUAGUCCACUUGCCUGAUCCAGCAGGCUAUUCUAGGGGCCGUCUAGAUGUUGCUGGACUACAACUCCCAUCAUCCCUGGUCAUUGAACAUGCUGUCUGGGGAUGAUGGGAGUGGUUGUUGUUGGCUGUACCAGACCAAUGGGCUAUCAAGUUGAACAUCUUGUUCUCACAGUGGCCAACCAGAUGCCUUCACUAGGAAGCCCAAAAGCUGGACCCAAGCACAAGGGCACUCUUCUCUCCUGUGGUUUCCAGAAACUGGUAUACAGCCACUGACUAUGAAGCCAAAACAUUGUGGGGGGCACUAGGUUGGGGAAUCAUGCUCUAGCUCAGUAUGACUGGUAGCAACUCUCCAGGCUCUCAGAUAUAUAAGGACUUUUCUCAGUCCUUCAACCUGAAACCAUUGCAGGUCAGAGUGUCAGGAAUUUUAACCCAUGACAUUCUCAUUCAAAGAAGACACAGCCAGUGAGGUAGAAGCUCAGAAAAGGUUAGCUGACGGGGUGUCCUCCAGAAGUUCUGGACUACAGCUCCCAUGAGCCCAAACCAGAACAGGCAAUGGUCCAUGAUGCUGGAAGUUGGACUCCACAACAUGUAGUAGGUACUAUGUUGGCUACUCCUAAGCCAGAGAGAUCAAUCAGCCAGAGAGAGAGGACGAGAGGGGGAGAGAGAAACCCUAAACUCUGAACUCUAGAAGAUUCAAUAUAGGCAAAAGAAAGGACUUCUUCAUGCAACACUAUGGAACUCAUUACCAAGGAGGAGGCAGUGAUGGCCAUCAGCUUGGAUGCUUUUAAAAGAGGAUUGGGAGAAAUUCAUGGUGGAGAAAGCUGCCAGUUACUAUUAGCCAUAAUGGCUGUGUUCUAGCUCCACAGCAGUACGCCUGUCUCGGUUGCUGGAAAUCACAACAGAGGAGAGUGUUGUUGGGUUUCUCUUUGGAGCAUGUGGUUGGCCAGUGUAAGAACAGAUUGCUGGACUAGAUGAGCCACUGGCCUGAUCCAUGAGGUUUCUUCUUACAUUCAUAACCACUCAGCUCCCUCAAAUGACUGCCACUUUUCUCGAAGAUGGAUUUGAAUGAAAUUCUUCCCUUCCAUCAGAGGGUGCCCUGCUUGCCUCUGCAUCCCUGCCAGACAUCAGUCAGCCCAAGGCUGUUCCAAAUCCCACCACCUCUUUGCCCUUUCUAGGUGAAAAACAACAUUCAUUGUGUUCCUGGCAUGUGAAAAACUAACAAACCCCAAUGUGCUGUUUUUUGUUUUAUUUUUUUCUAAAAAAACAGAUCCCACUCCCAUCUGCUGCAUGCAGGAAAUAUGGGGGUGGAAGAGAUAGAAAAGCUUGUUUUAUUCCUAGGUGCUGGAGUCUUUUUGAAAAGGGCUGAGAAAUGUGUGUCAAAGACCUCACUCCUGCUCCUUCCAAAACCACAGGUCCCCAAAGCCAUUGGCUGGGAGCAAGCCAAGUCCACUAGCCCUUGGCUCAGCUCAUGCACCUCCAUGCUCAGUUUGCAGAAUCCAGGAGCAUCUUGGGACUGAGUUCUUCGGCAUGAUGUUUUCAAGAGCCCAGUGAAUCUAUGAGUCCUGCAAGCUUCUUCCCUCCCUCCCCGACAGCUGGACCAUGGACAACCCAUCAAAUCCUCUCUCUGUCAUUUUAGCAAGAGUGCAUAAACCACCCCCUCCCCCCAAAAAACCUCAAUAGCAGAGGCAAAAGGCCCAAGAGCUAAUCCUGUAGCCAACCCCAGCCAGCUGUAGAACUUGCUGCAUGCCAGUUGGAUCUUUAAGGGUCAUUUGGAAGAGACAAAGGCAAAAUCUGCCAUUGAAUUACCCAGCCAGCCUGCUUUCAGCGGACUCCCCUAAUUUGUUUUCUUCUCUCUGCCUGGCCCUCCCCGUCUUCUCCCUCCAGCUGCCUGAAGCUCGUGCGCCCAGCUAGCUUAGAGGAAUUAUAGAUGGUAUGAAAAGGCAGAGGGGUCUGCUUGAAAAGCCUCCUCUAAGGAUGCUCUCCCCCAAGCACCUGCAGAUCUAUUCCAAUUAGGGGCUGCUUGCAAAGUGUGAAUUGUGCCCCAGUCUUAGGAAGUCAUGUUCAGGGACAGACGUGGCAGGCAGGCAGGCAAGCAGCAGCUCUGCUGUUUUGACCUGGCUUUUUCCCUCCCAUUGUGAGCUGCCUUGACAGAUAAGCUUGCAUCAAAGGCAAAUUUCGGUGCUAUUAAUGCUGGAACAGCCGUAACUAUGAAAGUAGAGGUGGGCGAUGCUACUUUUGUUUGUUUGUUUGUUACAUCAAUUCAUUACAGUUCACCGAUUUUAACAAGAUGGUAGCAAGUCUUUGUCUUCAUAAGGUCCACUGUUUCAUGACAGAACAGAACCUGAUCUGGUGGAAAAGAUCAAGAAGUUAAUGGGAGAGAUUCUGCCUCUGCUUUGGAUACAGAAUCAGCAGAGCCACAUGUUACUUAUUCUGGCUUAUCUAUAUAGCAUCAUCAGGUUACAUGGCAUCUUACUGAGUAGUGCUAGAGAGAAAACAACCAACCAACCAACCAACCAACCCACAGGCCUUUCUGCUGCAAGAUGUUAACAGUCUCUCUCUUUUUUAUAUAUAUAACUUUUUUUUUUACAUAAUUUUAUACAUUUUAACUUUAACCCUUUCAAACAUUUGAAUAAAAGGUUCUAUUGAACCUUUGGACCUCCUUCCCUCCCUCCAUGGGUUCCAUAUUCAAGAUAACAGUUUCUGCAUCUUUUUCCUUUAUCCAUAUGUUAAAUAUCUAUAGUUACCAUAAUUAAUUCCACAUUACAGGUGUCAUUAUAUCCCUGCCAAUGAUUUUAACUGUUUACAGUGGUCUUUUAAAUAAAUUAAGAAUUUACUCCAGACUUUUAAGAAUACAUGCUCUUCCUGGUUUCUGAUGUUCCCCAUCAGUUUCACCAUCUCUGCGUACUCCAUCAGUUUUGUCCUACAUUCUUCUCUUGGUACUUCUCCUUCCUUCCAUCUCUGGGCUAGAAGCAUUCUCGCUGCUGUUAUUGCAUACAUAAAAAGUCUUUUAUCCUCUUUUGGUAUCUCUUCACCUAUUAUACCUAACAGAAAAGCUUCUGGUGUUUGGUUUUUUAACAAAUGUGUUUUUAAACAUUUUCUUUAAUUCAUUAUAUAUCAUUUCCCAGAAAGCUUUUACCAGUGUACAUGUCCACCACAAAGCUGUUUACAGUCUCAAUUAGAGCCGAUUGGAGCACCUAUCAAGCCUAAAUGUAGUACACAGUCUGUUUUCAAUGAGGGGAUCACAUAGGUAAAUCUGGGCGGCUGAGGGCAGACUGAGGUUGCCGAAGCAGUGCCCCCUUCACUUAAUGGAACCAGACUCCACUGCUGGAUUAUAAAUUGAAUUUUUUUUUCAUUUUUAUUUUUGCAUGCAGAAAGCAGUGGCGGGCUUUGGGCUCUCAAAUAUCAGCGGCCCUGUGUGACGCUAAAAUUCGGCGCCCCCCACCUCUUGCUCUCCAUUCAGCAGCAUUGUUGUAGUGCCCCCUGCAGUCCAGCGCCCAGUGCCACUGCACGGGUCAUGCCAGUCUUAAACCACCUCUGCAGAAAAACACCUUCAGGGAGUUUUACUGCCAAGAAGAUACGGUCAAUGACAGACAUUGUUUUCUUUUCCAGCUUCUCCAGCUUAUCAUAAAACAGCCAGCAAACAAGCAAACUUGACUAAGCCUGCUCUCCGUCUGCUCUCUGACUAUUUAUUUUCCAACUACAAAAAGGAUGUCCGUCCUGUUCGGAACUGGAGGAAGACCACCAAUGUGGCUAUCGAUGUCAUGGUCUAUGCCAUCCUGAGUGUGGUAGGUCUUCUCCUACAUCUCUCUCAAGUGGUCCAGGUUUCCUGUUCCCAUGGAUCAAUGUGGGCAUGUUUACAGACAUGAUCCACCUGAAUUUAGGUAGCCCUCGCCAUUUCCCAGGGAGUUACAACAUUUUUAUUUAUUACUAUUAUUUAUUAAAUUUCUUUACCACCCUUCAUCCGAAAAUCACAGGAGGUUUACGAUAUAAAAACACAAAAAUGCGUAACGUAGCAACAAAUGAAAACAAUACGUUCCCACUUGUGUACAGGUUUUCUGCUUCGGGCAUUUAAAGAAGCUGGUCUCCACAAUGUUUCACAUCAGUAAUGGGGAGCACCUGUGCCCCCCCCCCCGAUGCUGGAGUAUAAUUCCCAUCAUCCCUGACCAAUGGCUAUGCUGGUUGGGGGAGAUGGGGAGACUGAUGGGAGUUGGAUCCCAGCAACAUUGGGGUGUUUGUGUUUGUUUGUGUGCGUAUGUGUGACAAAAACUUCCCAUCCCUGAUUCACAUGACAGAAUUGGAAUUUAUCUGUUGAUUUUAGGGACUAAUGAAAGAGGAGGGGUUCACUUCUAAAGCAUCACUUAGGAUUCUUUCAUACACUGUUUUUCUCUCUCCAGAUGGGUACAUCCAUGGUGUGUUUCUAUGCAUGUAAAAAAAUGCAAAAUGUGGACAGUACUGAACUUAUGUGUUCCAUCAGCUCAAGGAUUUCCACUUGUGCAACAGAACUCCCCUUCUCCUCCUCCUGUGUAUGCCCCACAACCUCCCUAUGUAGGGUUGGGAGAACUUUCAGAACAGAUUUAGGGGUGCAAGGGUUGAGGAGAGGACAGAGGGGAAGUUUCCUUGCACAAGCAGAAAUCCUUAUUCUGGUGGAAGGUGCUGCUGAGUGCUAUGCUGGGUACACCCUGUAAAUAUACCAAAAAGUCUGAAAACAUAGGCAUGUUAGAGAUAUAGUGCUGGGACUGGCUGCUUCUUCUUAGUGUGCCUGCAUGCACUGUGUUGGUUGUUGUCUGAUUGCUUAUGGGGGCUCCUUGCAAAUUCUUUAAGGUGUCACCAGCCAGCCUGCAGCCAGCCAUAUUGGGAGGUCAUUAGUAGAACCUACCCUUUGGUUUCAUUAGCCUGAUCUCUGCUUCUCUGUUUUCAACAACAGGAUGAGAAAAACCAAGUCCUGACAACGUAUAUCUGGUACAGACAGGUAAGAAGGCUGUGCCAAUGGGAGCAAUUUGUUCUCCUCCUUUCCUGCCCAACCCCUUUGACCUAGCAGCUGCUCAUCACUGACACCACAUAGGUCUCUUGAUUCCUAGGAUGCAAUCUUCCAUUCACUGGACUCCAUAGUCUCCCUCUGCUGCGCUGGCUUCUGCAGACUAUGGCUAGGGUUCUGUACUGGAAAGCUAGGCAGCAUCUGCCAUGAGCACUAAGCAUUUGACAGCAUAGAGAGGCAAUUAAGCCCAAUUUGCUCCUGGUGUUCAGACUUUGUUUUUGGCAUCAUACUGCCUCUAGAGACAAUGGUGUGCACCUCUGGGGGAGAAGUCACACCACUGCAUUAGUAGCACAAUUGUUACCUUGGGGCACAAGCCUGGGCUAGGCUACCACACUGAUGGUUUGUACAACAAUUUAGAAUGUCACUAUUCUGGGUACCAAAGGAAGAAGGAAGUUUGCCCCACAGCAUGUUUGAGGGAUGAAGUAGCAUAGGAGGGAAGAUGAGAGCAUAUGAUGUGAGCAGCUUAUAAAUAAAACAGGCCUCACCCUUAGAGGUGCAGGUGGGUCAGAAGGCUGCAUCUUACAAUAGAAAAAAGAAAAGAGAAGCAUGCUAAAGGAGAAAAAAAUGAAUGAUAGGUAGCAUCUUGGCUCCCACCCAACACAGACAGAGGCUAUUACUUGGAAGUAAGGAAGGUAUAUUUAUGCAGACAAAUAAUGGUACAGGCUCAGCAGCAGAUAUGCUGCUUGAGAGUCACAAUUUAGGAGCUAAAAAGCAGGGCCAGAAGUUCAGAACUGGACAGAAGUGAUGGAGAUGUCCCAACAAGAUCCCCCACCUCUCCUGCUUUUAAAGAUGAGGUGAGGCAAGGCAAGGCAAGGCAAGGCGUGUUCACUCACAAGACCUUGUGGUGCCUUGUGGUGAUGUUGAGCUUGCCGGCAAACACUCUGUUGAGGCAGGUGGGUCUGCUUCCAUCUAAGAAGGUGGUGCUUAGUUCUAGGUGACAAGACUGGAACCUCUUGUGUAGGCUUCUGUUCAGCCUUCCCUUUUGGCUGAUCAAAGCCCCCCACAGCCUCCACUGAGGCUCUCCGCUCCACAGAAAUCUCAGUACCCCUGCUCCCACUUUCAAAGUGACUGAAAUGGGGUGGAAAGUGAAGAAUUCCUCUCCUCUAACCCAGGUUCACACAGGGAGGGGGGAAAAAAAAAAAGAAAACUCAGCCACAAGUUUCUUAAAUAAAAUAAAAAUAUUCCUUCCUUCCUUCCUUCGAGACCAACUAAGCUCAUACCAAUAACAAACUUAGUUGGUCUCUAAGGGGCUAUUGGAAGGAAUAUUUUUAUUUUGUUUCUACUACGGCAGACCAACACGGCUACCUACCUGUAAAAGUUUCUUAAAGUUACAGUUAAACAGUUAUAUAGCUCUGUCUGUGCACGUCUUGGCUAUCUAAGAGAUUGGCAACUCUCCAGAGCCAUUUUUUCCUCAAAUCAGAUCCCAGAAUAGAAUAGUUGACACCUACCCACAAGUGGUUCAGCACAGCACCCCACCUACUUAUUUCCAUCUACCACUGUGUCAGAUCCUCCCCUCUGUUUUGCAGCACUGGAUAGAUGAGUUUCUGCAGUGGAAUCCAAGGGACUUUGACAACAUCACCCAGAUGUCUGUCCCUACUGAGGCCAUCUGGGUCCCAGACAUUCUUAUCAAUGAAUUGUAAGUGCACCAUCCUUCUUGGGUUCUCCCCCCCCCCUCUUUCCACAUUGGAGGCCAAAAAUGUGGGAUGGAAGAGAAUGUGAGGAUUUAUUUCUGUUCUCUCACCGUUCCUCCCUUCCCAAGCCAACCUCUCCACUUUGUAUUCUUGACAAUGCUUUUCCUCUGGCUUGCCCCUCUGUGUACUGUAUAUUGCAGAUGGGGAGAAGGCUGAGAAAUUGGGACGGUUCCAGUAGUGGAAAACUAUAAACACUCAUAAUUACCCUUGCUGUGUUGGGCGUGGGAUUCAAAUUUUCUGAGGAGAGAGAGAGAGAGAGAGGGAGAGACAAUGGAGGGGCAGCUGUGGAGCCGUCAAUGCAUACUUGGAAGAGAGGGAAAGAAGGAAGGAAAGGCGGGAGGAUGGAGCUAUUGUUCUAAACCACCCUCCUUCUAUUGUGACCACUGGAAGACCUAAGCAAGGAUCAGAAAGCCCCUUUGGAGAGGAGAGGAAAAUUCCUUUUUCGUAUUCAUGUUUGUAAGGUAAACAGCUUCAUUGGAAAAUGGCUGCAUUAUUUUAAUGGGUCAUCACAAGAGAGAACCAACUUGAGAAAGUGGAAAAGGAGAAUUACAGGGUUCAUAGGAAGCUGUUUAAUACUGAGCCAGACCUAUGGUCCAUCUGUGUCUAGUGUGGUAUAGCGGUCAGAGUGUUGGACUAGGAUCUAGGAGACCAGAGGACAAAUGAAAAUCUAGGGUAGGAGAGGAGGAAUGUGGUAGAGCGGCUAGAAUCCUGAACAGGGAGCAUGCUGCAAUGUUUUGUUACUGGUAACCACUUGUAGCUCAGCAUCUGGAAUCUGGGAUGGAGGAGUUCCAUCGCUUGGUAGGUUUUGACUGCAGCCCAAAUGGUUCAUGUUCUCUCCCCUCACUUUGGCUCCCCCACUCUCUGUUUCCUGCAGUGUGGAUGUGGGGAAAUCCCCCGAUAUUCCCUAUGUUUACAUCCUCCAUCAUGGGGAAGUGCGGAACCUCAAGCCUGUCCAGGUGGUCACUGCCUGCAGCCUGGACAUCUAUAACUUCCCCUUUGAUGUGCAGAACUGCUCUCUGACCUUCACCAGCUGGCUGCAUAACAGUACGUGAGCAGUUGUGUUGCUUUUGCCCUGUGGCUUGUUGCAUGCUGGGAGAAGAGGCCGACUGACCAAGCUAAAUAGGAAGAGGCUCCUACUCCCUGGCUGCCAAGCAUCUCCCCUCAACCUCCUCCCUGCAGAAUAGGCUUGUCAAUGGCUGCUUAUUGUGAUGGCUAAAUACAAGCAUCAUAUAUACAUACAUGCUUCCUACCUCCAAGUAGCAGAUACAGGAGCAAACUGUUAGAGGUGUGAGUCUCCCAGGAAUAGAGCACUGAAUAGAGCACCCACAUCCUCACCACAUGUUUCAAGCACUAUGAGACCAUUUUAAAGAAUUCUGGGAGCUGUAGUUUGCUAAAGAUGCUGAGAGCUAUUAGGGGAUCCCUAUUCCCCUCCCAGAACCACAGUUCCCAGAGUGGUUUAACAAGCAAUCCCUGUUCACAGGGAACUCUGGGAAGUGUGGCCCUGGGAGAGGAAUAAGGAGUCUCCUAACAACUCCCAGGACCCUUAACAAACUACAGCUCCCAGAAUUCUUUGGUAGAAACCAUGACUGCUUAAAAUGGUAUCAUAGUGUUUUAAAUGUAUGGUGUAUAUGUGGCUUAAGACAGACCCUUUUAUGUGAUCCAACUUGGCAGAUACUAUGGCCACCAAUACCUUUUAAAUGAACCUGAUUCUCACAUGGUCCCAUUCCUUCAAGUGCUAGGCAUGCACUCAUCUUAGCUUGUUGAGUUGUGGCCCAUUCAGCUGGCAUUUCAGUGACUAACAACAACAACAACAACGCAUUUUUCCAUCUAUAAGAUGCCCCCAUGUAUAAGAUGCCCCCUAUUUUUGGGGACUCAGAUUUAAGAAAAUGGGAGAGAUGGUCCAGAGUAUGACGCCCCCUAAUUUUUGACAUUAUUUUAAAGGGGAAAAAACCUAGUCUUAUACACGGAAAAAUACGGUAUUUAUAUGCCGCCCAUCUGACUGGGUUGCCCCAGCCACUCUGGGUGGCUAAUAUCAUGGGCUCUCAUUUUGGAACCCGCUAUGUGGGGUUUUCAUGUGUGGCCAUCAGUCCAAAGUUAUGUCUUUGAUGGGACACACAGAAAGGUCAUCAAAUCACUUGGAGAUGGGUGUAGCAUGGAAAAGGGAGGGGAUUCCUGCAGGGGAUGAUAUCUUUGGCACCCUCAUCCUACUUUUCUUCCUGUCUUCUGUUCCUCAGUCCGGGACAUUAACAUCUCCCUGUGGCGGACCCCAGAGGAAGUGAAACAUGACAAGAGUGUCUUCAUGAACCAGGGGGAAUGGGAGCUUCUGCACGUUCUCAGCCAGUUCCGAGAGUUCAGUGUUGGUGACAGCGACUUCUAUGCUGAGAUGAAGUUCUUUGUAAGAAGUUCUGGCGGGCUGGGCAGGGGUGGUGGGUGGGAGCCAGAAACAGAAUCUUCAGUGCAUAUUAUUUGUUAAAAAAGGCUGGAGGUGGAAGAGUGGUGCAAAGCUCUGGUGAUGAGAUGCUGCUGCUGCAGGUUUCUUGCUAGUUUUCAAAAGAAGGAGGGAGGAGAAAUGGGUUUUCUCUAAACUGGAGCUACCUGAAUCCAGAAGGGGAAAAAAGAUGCUUCAGUAUCAGCAUGAGGAGAGUCAAUCUGCUGCAGGUUGUGACCUAUACCUUAUAGAAGCAGAGGGUUGUAGCCAGCUAACUUCUUCUCAGCACAGACCUACUGAAAUUCAUGAGCCUAAGUUAUCCAUGCCUCUUAAUUUCAGUGGUCUACUCUGAGUGUGACGUGUCAUUGGAGGCAAGCCACAGGAACUACAGCUCAACUGAAACAAUUCAUUCAGAAAGGCCAUAAGGCACCCCAAAAUUUUUGUGUGAUUUUUGGCACUGCUUGCCAAACAUCAUUUAUCAACUUUACCCUCACCCUCAUUUUCCCUCUUUUGUCCUUGGUCACUACAUCAUGUAGCAGCAUUCAAUUGCUUUGUGGCAUUGUGCUCCAGGACUGCAGAACAUCAUGUUUGAUGACUUCUUAGAAGGCUGAAUUUCUAAGAUAUCAUUAAUUUCUUUUCCUGGUUUUUUCCUGAGCAUUCCUUUUCUUAAAAUGCACGUUCAGAGAAAAUGGGGCCUCUUCCUGCAAUAUAUCUCAUAACAUAUAUAUAUGUAAUCUUUUUUAAGUGCUUUUUUUUAAGGAAAAAUGAUGUUGGUACUCACCAUGAAGUUGUUACAGUAAGUGCCACACUUAAUUUUUUUAAAAAAAAUCUUUACUGGAAAUUCAAAAAGUGCAUAAUUAUGUGUGCACUAAACAUGGUGAGACUUAAAUAAAAGAGAGAAAGAGAGAAAGAGAAACAGAACCUGUGUAGAAGGGAAAAUAAAGGGGGGAGGGGGGAAAACAUACCCAAAGCUGUAUAUUUUACAAGGUUGUUAUUGUACUUCAUGAGAUCUUAACCUACUUCAGUAUUUGUAAGAAUGGAUUCCAUUCCAAUUUUUUGGCGAGGGAAGGUACCAGUACUGUGUUUCCUUGAGUACCCCAGAAAAAAGCACUGAUCUCACCAGAUUCCCCACUUUGAAAUAUUAUACUCAGCUUGGAGAGGUCUUGCAAACCCAGUGCGACUUUUCCUGAAUUCCCUGCUUUUCUAAUAUUAUGAAGGAGAACAUUUUGGGACCAUGCAUUGUGAAAACAUGGGCAGUGGAAUCAGCCAGCCCUGGUCCAGGGAAGGAAGGGUUAACCUUGCCUGACAGGCAGUUUUGCAGCAAGCAAAGGACAUAAAUAUUUCAGCAGCGGGAGGAAAGACUGGGCAGUGAUGCACAUCCCAGAGGACUCCUUGAUGCCCCCCUGCCAGCUUAGCCAGACGCCUGGUGCCAAUGGAGCCCUUGGCUUGUGCCACUUUGCAGCAGCUUAGGAAGCAUUAAAUGGGACGAUGAAUUUGAGGGAGAGCCAGCCACCCAUUAGAGCAUGUCUCAGCUAGACCCAAGGCCCAUGCCUGACUCCUUGUGCCUUGGCAGGUGGUCAUCCGAAGACGCCCCCUCUUUUACGCCGUCAGCCUAUUGCUUCCCAGCAUCUUCCUGAUGGUCAUGGACAUUGUGGGCUUCUACCUGCCCCCUGACAGUGGAGAGAGGGUCUCCUUCAAGAUCACCCUGCUCUUGGGCUACUCUGUUUUCCUGAUCAUUGUCUCUGAUACACUGCCAGCCACGGCUAUUGGGACCCCGCUGAUAGGUAAUAAUAAUAAUUUUAUUAUUUAUACCCUGCCCAUCUGGCUUGGUUUCCCCAGCCACUCUGGGCGGCUUACAGCAUAUCUAAGAACAUAAAACAUCAAGCGUUAAAAAACCUCCCAAUACUUCAGAUGUCUUCGAAAAAGUUGUGUAGUUCUUUAUCUCUUUCACAUCUGAAGGGAGGGCGUUCCACAGAAGGGUGCUGCUACCAAGAAGGCCCUCUGCCUGGUUCCCUGUAGCUUUGCUUCUUGAAAUGAGGGAACCAGCAGAAGAUCCUUGGUGGAGGACCUCAGUGUCUGGGCUGAGCGAUAGGGGUGGAGAUGCUCCUUCAGGUAUACUGGGCUGAGUAAGAUCACAGCAGCCCCACUGACAAAAGCAUGAAUGGGAUGAAUUGUGCAGCAUGGCUGGUGGUGCCUUGCGUUUAGUGAGUUGUGGGAUAAAACAAGAAAUGGUUAAGAUGUGCUCGUGACAUCAGCCCUAUUAUGAUUAAUUUUUAUUUUAUUUAUUAGUUGCUUUCCAUACACAAAAUGUCUCAAAAAUUGACCUUCAGGUCCAGAAAACCCCAAAACCCCAAAAGCAAAGGCUGAAAAUGCUUAAAUGCAUCAGGAAAUACAACAGCCUAAGUGUUCUCCGUUGGGAUUAUUGGCAAGUUUGCUAGGUAUGCCUUCCUGUUUUUGAGGGUUUUUUUGCAAGCGGUCCUGGAAUGUGGGUCAUGGCCAAUGAACUGCACAGCUUGGGCUACCUACAGCAUCAUCUGGACGUUAUUCCAUGUGUGAUAAGGUGUGGUUGAGGUGCAGAUCUCGGCCCAAAGAGGAAAGGGAGAAAGAAUCUAGGAUAAGAAAUGUUAAAGGAGUUCUCACUGAGGGAGGAUCAACAGCCCCACACAGGGUUUUUGAGGAGCCCCAAAGGCUGAGAUGAGGGGGUGUGAGAAAUGGAGGGCUUGUUUCUGGUGCUAGAAGCUUUAUCUCAUAGAAUCUUUGAAUGGGAAGGGACCAUGAGGAUCAUGCAGGAAUAUGCAGCUAUCCCUUACAGGGAUCGCACCUGCAACCUUGGUGUUAUCAGCGCCACUCUCUAACCAACUGACCUACUUAGCUCAGAAAUGGACUUGGCUGAAGGUCAUGGCUUUCCUCCAACAGGGGUCUAUUUUGUGGUGUGCAUGGCGUUGCUGGUCAUUAGCUUGACCGAGACCAUCCUCAUAGUGCGACUCGUGCAUAAGCAAGAUCUACAGCCUCAUGUACCUGACUGGGUGAAGCGCUGGGUGCUGGAACGGGCCACCAUCCUGCUCUGCAUCCGAGACAGGAACACGUUCUGUCCGGUCCACACUCAGAGCUCUGACAUCUCUGGGAACAUGGAAAACAACGACAGUACAGGUAAGAGCAAGAUCAAAGUCCCAAAUGGGAAUGCAAGCAUGCGAACACUCUGUUCAGACGGAUGCCCAUAUCGAAUGGUACAUUAUUGGGGAUAGAAAGGCUAACUGCAUGAAAGCAGAUGGAGAGCAGGGGGCGAGGGAGAAAAUAGCUGUUAAUAUUUUACUGGGCAAACUGAACAAAAACAGGACAUAAUAUGAGGAGAAAUGAACAGAGAGGUUUGAUCUUAUUUAUAGGCCUUGGAGACAGCAGGGGUAGACAUGCAACCAAACAUACAGGGGACUACAUAGCCAGGUGGCGCUGUCGGUUAAACCACAGAGCCUAGGACUUGCCGAUCAGAAGGUCAGCGGUUCGAAUCCCUGCGACGGAGUGAGCUCCCAUUGCUUGGUCCCAGCUCCUGCCAACCUAGCAGUUUGAAAGCACAUCAAAGUGCAAGUAGAUAAAUAGGUACCACUCCGGCGGGAAGGUAAACAGCGUUUCUGUGCGCUGCUCUGGUUCACCAGAAGCGGCUUAGUCAUGCUGGCCACAUGACCUGGAAGCUGUACGCCGGCUCCCUCGGCCAAUAAAGUGAGAUAAGUGCAGCAACCCCAGAAUCGGCCAUGACUGGACCUAAUGGUCAGGGGUCCCUUUACCUUACAUAACCAAUCAGAACCUUAGCAAGGAUCAUGCCAACCUGGCUGGUUGCUAGACAACACCUCCUCCACCGCCACCUAUCUUGAUUGGCUGUCUGUCAGCUGCGGCCACCCGUAGGUUCCUAACCGAAUGAUCCUUGCUGUCAUAUUAAGUUAUUGAAAUGAUUGUGAUGAGCGAAGUGGGGAGCUGUUGUGAACUGACCCAUGGCUCUGGCACUUAGGCUGGGACACAGCUCCCCAGUGUGUCCCUCAUAUUUGUUUCAGCUUUACCAACCAUUUCCUUUACCUCUCUCCAGCCAAACUGAACCACUACAGCUGUGAAAGCACACGUGACUUCGAAGGAGGAGCAAGUGGUACUAUGACCCAGCCACAAGGGGAGAGCUCGCUGGUGGUUGAAAGUAUCCUGCAAGAGAUUGCAGCCAUCCGCCAGUUUCUGGAGAAGCGGGAUGAAUUCCGUGACAUUGCCCGUGAAUGGCUGCAGGUGGGCUACGUCCUGGAUGUUCUUCUUUUCCGGGCAUACCUAGUAGCUGUGCUGGCCUAUAGCAUCACAUUGGGCACUCUGUGGUCCAUCUGGCAAUACGCCUGA
This is a messenger RNA of Podarcis lilfordi (Lilford's wall lizard), 17093 nucleotides long. Lineage: Eukaryota; Metazoa; Chordata; Lepidosauria; Squamata; Lacertidae. The record is from the annotation of a GenBank genome assembly.